Messenger RNA from Ceratotherium simum simum (southern white rhinoceros), 3576 nucleotides. NCBI's taxonomy places the organism in Eukaryota, Metazoa, Chordata, Mammalia, Perissodactyla, Rhinocerotidae. The record is from RefSeq and is a predicted model, not a curated record.
CCCCGCCUCAGCCGUGCGCCUCCAGUUUCAAAAUGGCGGCCGCCAUUGCGGGGCCUCUGUUGGCGGAUCUUCACGGAUGGUGCUGAGCGAACGUCAGCUUUUCUCACUCUUGAACCUGAAUUCGACUAGGGGUUGGGCAGGGCAGUGGACGGCGUUGGGGGAGGACUGACGAGAUUUAUAAAGAACUCUUCCUUUGAAUUCAUGGUGUUUCAUCUGAUAUACGACUGAGAUAUCAAAGCUUUUGGAUUGUUGUUACUGGACCAAGAAAAUGACAUCUAUUAUCAAAUUAACCACCCUCUCUGGGGUCCAAGAAGAGUCUGCUCUUUGCUAUCUUCUCCAAGUUGAUGAGUUUAGAUUUUUAUUAGACUGUGGCUGGGAUGAGCACUUUUCUAUGGAUAUUAUAGAUUCCCUGAGGAAGCAUGUUCAUCAGAUUGAUGCGGUCCUGUUGUCUCACCCUGAUCCUCUGCAUCUUGGUGCCCUCCCAUAUGCUGUUGGAAAGCUGGGUCUGAAUUGUGCUAUCUACGCAACCAUUCCUGUUUAUAAAAUGGGACAGAUGUUCAUGUAUGAUCUCUAUCAGUCUCGACACAAUACAGAAGAUUUUACACUCUUUACAUUAGAUGAUGUGGAUGCAGCCUUUGAUAAAAUACAACAGUUAAAAUUCUCUCAGAUUGUGAACUUGAAAGGUAAAGGACAUGGCUUGUCUAUCACACCUUUGCCAGCUGGUCAUAUGAUAGGUGGAACAAUAUGGAAAAUAGUCAAAGAUGGAGAAGAAGAAAUUGUUUAUGCAGUUGACUUCAACCACAAGAGGGAGAUCCACUUGAAUGGAUGUUCUCUGGAAAUGCUAAGCAGACCCUCGCUACUUAUCACAGAUUCAUUUAAUGCUACGUACGUGCAGCCUAGGAGAAAACAGAGAGAUGAGCAACUUCUGACAAAUGUCCUGGAAACACUUCGAGGUGAUGGAAAUGUAUUAAUAGCAGUGGACACUGCAGGCAGAGUUUUGGAACUUGCUCAACUUCUUGAUCAAAUUUGGAGAACUAAGGAUGCAGGAUUGGGUGUUUACUCAUUGGCACUCCUAAAUAACGUCAGUUAUAAUGUGGUAGAGUUUUCUAAGUCCCAGGUAGAAUGGAUGAGUGAUAAAUUGAUGAGAUGUUUUGAAGACAAAAGAAAUAAUCCAUUUCAGUUUCGCCAUCUCUCUUUAUGUCAUGGUCUUUCUGACUUGGCUCGAGUACCUAGUCCUAAAGUGGUACUUGCCAGCCAACCUGACCUGGAAUGUGGAUUUUCAAGGGAUCUCUUUAUUCAGUGGUGUCAGGACCCUAAAAACUCAAUCAUUCUAACUUACAGAACUACUCCUGGGACUUUAGCACGUUUCCUAAUUGAUAAUCCUUCUGAAAAAAUUACAGAAAUAGAGUUGAGGAAACGUGUGAAGCUUGAAGGGAAAGAACUUGAAGAGUAUUUGGAAAAAGAGAAACUAAAGAAAGAAGCUGCUAAAAAACUUGAGCAGUCAAAAGAGGCAGAUAUAGAUUCCAGUGACGAGAGUGACGUUGAGGAAGAUAUUGACCAGCCGUCGGCUCAUAAGACUAAGCACGACCUGAUGAUGAAAGGUGAAGGUAGUCGGAAAGGAAGUUUCUUCAAACAGGCCAAAAAGUCUUAUCCAAUGUUUCCCGCCCCAGAAGAAAGAAUUAAAUGGGAUGAAUAUGGAGAAAUUAUCAAACCAGAGGAUUUCUUAGUGCCAGAACUUCAAGCUACUGAAGAAGAAAAAAGCAAAUUAGAAUCUGGCUUGACAAAUGGAGAUGAACCCAUGGAUCAGGAUUUAUCUGAUGUUCCUACUAAGUGUAUUUCUACGACAGAGUCCAUUGAAAUAAAAGCCAGGGUUACUUACAUAGACUAUGAAGGACGCUCUGAUGGGGAUUCCAUUAAAAAGAUCAUUAAUCAGAUGAAACCACGACAGUUGAUCAUUGUCCAUGGACCACCAGAGGCCAGUCAAGAUCUCGCAGAGUGCUGCCGUGCAUUUGGUGGGAAAGAUAUUAAAGUGUACAUGCCAAAGCUACAUGAAACAGUUGAUGCCACUAGUGAAACUCACAUCUACCAGGUGAGAUUGAAAGACUCACUUGUUAGUUCCCUUCAGUUUUGUAAGGCAAAAGAUGCUGAAUUAGCUUGGAUAGAUGGUGUCUUAGACAUGAGAGUUUCCAAAGUGGACACAGGAGUUAUUUUAGAAGAAGGAGAACUAAAGGAUGAUGGAGAAGACUCAGAAAUGCAAGUGGACGCUCCUUCAGAUUCCAGCGUCAUAGCACAGCAGAAGGCCAUGAAAAGUCUGUUUGGAGAUGAUGAGAAAGAAACAGGUGAAGAAAGUGAGAUCAUUCCAACUUUGGAACCCUUACCACCUCAUGAGGUUCCUGGACAUCAGUCAGUUUUUAUGAACGAACCACGACUAUCAGACUUCAAACAAGUUCUUCUGCGGGAGGGGAUUCAGGCUGAAUUUGUAGGGGGUGUACUUGUUUGCAACAAUCAAGUAGCGGUCCGUAGAACGGAAACUGGACGCAUUGGAUUAGAAGGCUGCCUUUGUCAAGAUUUUUAUAGGAUAAGAGACCUUUUAUACGAACAGUAUGCCAUUGUGUAAAGGACGUGAUGUCAAGAAGUAUUUGUUUGACCUUUCUAAGAAAAAAGGAAUCUUAUCGUAUUCUAAGCUUUUGCUUUUUUGUUUUCUAACACACAAAAGGAAUUGCCAGAAAAACUUCACAUGCAUUACCUUUUUAAAAAUGUAAACAGAGACCAUUUUGCUAAUGCUCGAAUGAGCAUUCUAUCUUUUGGCUUUCAGAGUGAUAGAGAUCCUAACAAGUGUGCAGGCCCGAGAGUUGAAGGUGAGUGGUUUCCUUUACAGACCCCUUAUUCUAGAAGGGCUUUUUACUUGAAACAGACAAUGCAACUUAGCAAACCAGUUCAUGGCCUUAGAGAAACAUGUUUGCAUGAGUUCUUGCAAACUGUUUCUUACAUUUUCUGAAUGAAAAGUGAGAAUUAUUUAGAAAAGAUGUGCUAUUAAAAAAAAACUGAUAAAACGGUUUUUUGAGGCCUAUUUAAAAAACAAAAAACAAAGAGUAUGUGCUAUAACUCUUCUUUUGAACUCUGAUAUGCAGUUGUCUUCACGUGGAGCGUAUCUACUCCAUGCCUGUAUUUCCCAGUGAUUCACUCUAGUAUGAGAUGGUACACAUUUGGUUCAGAAAUCAAUUUUUGUUUCUCGUUUUAUCAAGAUUUUGUUGUUGUUCAGUUUGAAUUAAAACACCGUCAUUUGGAUAUACAUAAUUCAAAAGAACUCCUUGAUGUAUUAUAGUCUUAAGUGUUCUGCAUACGUUUUAGACACAUCUUAACUAUCAGCUAGCUUGCUGUAUUGGAAACUGUUUAGUGCUCUGUUUUUAAGGAAACAAAUGUUGAACCUCACAUUUUUUUAUAAGGUAACAGUAUAAUUUAAUUAAAAGAUGUAAAUAUUUUCAUCUCUUAGGCUUGCUCUCUCCUAACAUUGCCAAAGCGGUGGUUGGAUUUUAUACACAUUAUUACAAAAAUAAUACUGAAGUUAGAUAAGGU